UAGUCAUGUGAGCCUCAGAGCGGAAGUGGCUCAGCUGGCUGAUGGCGGCGGUGACAUGUCUGUUCUGAGCGGUCCGCAGGAAAACUGCGACUUUAAUUCUAAUUUCUGUUUUCUCUGCGUCUCUGGGGGAGUUUUAGUAGCAAAGUGACAGCAUGGCUUUUAUUUAAGUUUCAUCCCUUUCAGCUGGAAGAUUUUAAGUCGGCGGAAGGACACAGAGAGAAGAGUCCAGAUUCAUCCUCGCAGCUGCAGCCAUGUCUCUGGGGGAACACGCGUCGGACUCGGCGCCGUUCUUCUCCUCGGACAGCGAGGCGGAGGCCGUGGAGGAGGAGGAGGCGCAGCGGGAGGAGGAGCCGGCCAGCGGCGUGUCCAGGGUCCGAGCGCUGCUCACCGUCUUCAUCCUGUGUUACAUCAACCUGCUGAACUACAUGGACCGCUUCACCGUGGCAGGGGUUCUUCCUGACAUCGAGCACUACUUCAACAUCAACGAUGAAAAGUCCGGUUUGCUGCAGACAGUUUUUAUCUGCAGCUACAUGGUUCUGGCGCCCGUGUUCGGUUACCUUGGCGACAGGUACAACAGGAAGUACAUCAUGUGCGGCGGCAUCACCUUCUGGUCGCUGGUGACGCUCUCCAGCUCCUACACGCCCAAACAGCACUUCUGGGCGCUGCUGCUGACCCGAGGCCUGGUGGGCGUGGGCGAGGCCAGCUACUCCACCAUCGCCCCCACCAUCAUCGCUGACCUGUACGUCAAGGAGAGGAGGACCAGCAUGCUCUCCAUCUUCUACUUCGCCAUCCCCGUGGGCAGCGGUCUGGGCUACAUCGUGGGCUCCCAGGUGGGCGUGGUGGCGAGCGACUGGCACUGGGCUCUGCGUGUGACGCCGGCGCUCGGCCUCAUCGCCGUCCUGCUGCUCUUCUUCGUGGUCCAGGAGCCGAAGCGCGGCGCCGUGGAGGCGAGGGCGGAGCUGCGGCGCACCAGCUGGCUGACCGACCUGCGGGCCCUCAGCAGAAACCGCAGCUUCGUGCUGUCCACCCUGGGCUUCACGGCGGUGGCCUUCGUCACGGGCUCCCUGGCGCUCUGGGCGCCCACCUUCCUCUUCAGGGCCGCCGUCUUCAACGGGAAGAAGGCGCCGUGCGCCGACGAGGCCCACUGCGCCUCCUCCGAGAGCCUGAUCUUCGGCGUCAUCACCGUGGUGACGGGCGUGCUGGGCGUGUUCAGCGGCGUGCAGGCCAGCCGGCUCCUCCGGACCAGAACCGCCCAGGCCGACCCGCUGGUGUGCGCCGCCGGCCUGCUGCUGUCGGCGCCGUUCCUCUACCUGGCCAUCGUGUUCGCCCAGGGAAGCACCGCCGCCACAUACGCCUUCAUCUUCCUGGGGGAGACCUUCCUCUCCAUGAACUGGGCCAUCGUUGCAGAUAUUCUGCUGUACGUCGUGGUUCCGACCCGCCGCUCCACGGCUGAAGCCCUGCAGAUCGUCAUCUCUCACCUGCUGGGAGACGCUGGCAGCCCCUACCUGAUCGGAGUGCUCUCGGACUCCCUGAGGAGAACCGACUCCUUCCUCUGGCAGUUCCGCUCGCUGCAGCUCUCGCUGAUGCUCUGCUCCUUCGUCUCCGUGGUGGGCGGGGCCUUCUUCCUCGCCACCGCCCUCUUCAUCGAGGACGACCGCGGUCGGGCGGAGAACUACGAGCCCACAGCGGACGAGCCGAUCGUGGUGCCGAAGAGCGGGCGGUCCACCCGCGUGCCGGUGUCCAGCGUGCUCAUCUGAAGCUCCGCCCCCUCCGCCUGAUUGGACCAUCUCCUGCAGAUGUUUUUUUUAAUCCGUGUUCCUUUUUACGGACUUGCUGAGGUCCAGAGGUUCUGCAGAGAACCAGGAGCCGGAGCGGCCCGGUUUACCGGUUCCGUUGGCGGCCGGGUCCGGUCCGGUCCGGCACCAGAACCACGUAGCGUUGUUUUCUAAUGUCUGUAACAAGCAGGUUUGUUCCUCUUUUAAAGCCACAGAAGAAAGUUCUGACCCGGUCUGAGACGGUUCUGCAGGUUCCCUGCAGCACAUUUCAACUCUUAUGCUUUUUAAUUCAUGUUUGACUGAUUUUAGCUUCAUUUCUGAAAUAAAACGGAUCUUUUGAAGCUC
This is a messenger RNA of Fundulus heteroclitus (mummichog), 2120 nucleotides long. It is a transcript of the gene spns1, whose product is annotated as spinster homolog 1 (Drosophila). Bases 252 to 1757 code for a protein of 501 amino acids. NCBI's taxonomy places the organism in Eukaryota, Metazoa, Chordata, Actinopteri, Cyprinodontiformes, Fundulidae. The record is from RefSeq and is a predicted model, not a curated record. The transcript has 12 exons. Gene Ontology annotation, biological process: transmembrane transport. Gene Ontology annotation, cellular component: membrane. Gene Ontology annotation, molecular function: transmembrane transporter activity.